Salvelinus namaycush (lake trout) is the source of this 957-nucleotide messenger RNA. Its product is annotated as olfactory receptor class A-like protein 1. The coding region runs from base 1 to 957 and encodes 318 amino acids. Gene Ontology annotation, cellular component: membrane. NCBI's taxonomy places the organism in Eukaryota, Metazoa, Chordata, Actinopteri, Salmoniformes, Salmonidae. Gene Ontology annotation, molecular function: pheromone receptor activity. Gene Ontology annotation, biological process: G protein-coupled receptor signaling pathway. The record is from RefSeq and is a predicted model, not a curated record. The transcript has a single exon.
AUGUUGGAUCUCUGUGUCACCAUCAAAGGGGUGUCCUUCCUGUUGCAAACAGGGUUAGGGUUCCUGGGGAACACCCUGGUGCUGCUGGCCUACACCCAGGUCGUCUGCUCUGAGUGCCGACUCCAGCCUGUGGACAUAAUUCUCUGCCACCUAGCCUUCGUUGACCUGAUUCUGCUCCUCACCCGCUGCGUCCCCCAGACCAUGACUGUGUUUGGCCUGCGUGACCUGCUGAAUGACCCGGGCUGCAAGGUGGUCAUUUACACCUAUCGCAUCGCCCGGGCUCUGUCAGUGUGCAUCACCUGUAUGCUCAGUGUGUUCCAGGCAGUGACCAUUGCCCCUGCAGGUGGACCCUGUUUGUCCAGGCUUAAGGCCCGGCUUCCCAGGCUCAUCGUGCCCACCAUCGCAGGGCUGUGGCUCUUCAACAUGGCUGUAUGCUUCGCAGCUCCAUUGUUCUCGAUUGCCCCUCGCAACGGCACAGUGCCUGCCUUCACCCUCAACCUGGGCUUCUGCCAUGUGGACUUCAGGGACAGGCUGUCCUACAAGAUCAAUGGAGUGAUUGUCUCUACACGGGACUUUGUCUUUGUGGGGCUCAUGUUGUGGUCCAGUGGCUACAUCCUUCUCCUCCUCCACCGUCACAGCCGCCAAGUGAGAAGCAUCCGACGAUCAUCCCAGGGUGGAGGAGCUGAGACUAGGGCAGCCAAUACAGUGAUCACCCUGGUGGUGUUGUAUGUUGUAUUCUUCGGCAUAGACAAUAUCAUCUGGAUUUACAUGCUGACGGUAGAUAAUGUGUCUCCAGUGGUAGCUGACAUGAAGAUCUUCUUCUCCUCCUGUUAUGCCUGUCUCAGCCCCUUUUUCAUCAUCAGCUCCAAUAAGAAGGUCAAGAGUAAGUUGGUGUGUGUGGCAGCUGACCAAGAGCCGCCAUCAGUCGACACCCAGGACUCCAAUGACAAGAUGUAA